Messenger RNA from Cryptococcus deneoformans JEC21, 1635 nucleotides. Its product is annotated as expressed protein. Lineage: Eukaryota; Fungi; Basidiomycota; Tremellomycetes; Tremellales; Cryptococcaceae. Bases 278 to 1492 code for a protein of 404 amino acids. The record is from RefSeq and is a predicted model, not a curated record. The transcript has 7 exons. Gene Ontology annotation, molecular function: hydrolase activity.
UAUGAUAGAGGACAAGCUUACGAAUAGGCACACGAAAAUUAGCUCACGAGGUGCCUCCACCAUCACAGAUGCCUAUUAAAGAUAGACCAGCGGGCGGUCGGAACGAACAUCCACCGAUCCACUGGAAAAGAAGCAUCAACGAACGAACCUCCCAGUACCUCGAGGUACUCUCGUCCAUCUCCGUCAAAUAUCCUCCGUCUGUCCCAUCCUUUUUCUCAUCUCUUUCUUCUAUAUUCUCCCAUGCAACCCUUCGAAUCUCACGGCCCUCCGAUUAAUAAUGGUUCUUUUCCUAGAACUCCCUCCUUUGCCUCACAGGCUGCUUGACGUCCUCAUUUACCCAAUUGCCCAGUUCCUCAUCCUUCCAUUGACAACAGUCUACCACGCCCUCCGAUAUAUUAUUCUCGGUCCCCCUUUUCCGGGAUGGACGCUCUCACAUUACCUUGCUAUCAAUUGUCGACGGGUGUACUACGGGCUUUAUACUUGGAGGAGAGUAGCCUUGUUCGAUCCGGAGGAGGCGGAGAUACCGCGAGAAGCGGAGAAAUACCUUGUUCCGGGCGACAACGGGGAUGGUAGAUGUGAUGCGGAAAAAGUGGAGUGUGUCCCAUACAAGGAGGACGAGUUUACACCUCCUGUCUUGAGGGUAGCGAGGGAUUUGAUUGUUCAAAAGGCCGUGCCGGGAUUUUGGAUAGAAGCGAGAGGAGUAGACGGCAAACAGGACCUUACUCGAGAUGCAGCACCGGGCGAAAGGGUGAUUUACUUUAUAGUUGGAGGUGGCUACAUGGGCGGUCAUCCAUUGCGUAUCCAUACUCCCUGGUCUUUGGCAAAGAUAUCCAAAGCUCGCGUGUUCAGCGCCAACUAUCGCAAAUCUCUUUCUGGCAGUACAGCAUUUCCUUGUUCUCUCCUUGAUACACUUGCAGGGUACCAGUACCUCAUCGAGGAAAAGCAUUUCGAACCUAAUAACAUCAUUCUAUGCGGGGAUAGCGCCGGAGGAAACGCAUGUUUAGCCCUUGCGAAGUGCCUCGGCGAGAUGGAGUCACUAAGUUCGAAGCGCUUUGGACAAGUUGGAGGACUAUGUCUUCACUCACCGUGGUCUGAUAUGACCAGUUCUUUCCCCAGUAUUGUUUCCAACCGCUAUAACGAUCAUCUCGUUGACUUGACAACAUCGUACAUCCCUUCCCAUACUCGACAUUUCACCGACAAAACCAACCCAUACCUUUCCCCCGCUCUCUCCCCCUUUGGAAGUUUCGAGUACUUGAAGAGACAUGAUACGAAGGUGUACAUUUCUGCUGGAUCUGCAGAGGCAUUCUAUGAUGAGAUACUGGCGCUUUAUAAUGGGAUGAAGAGGGACGGCGUUGAGGUGGAACUUCGUGUUCUCGAAGGUGCGACGCAUAGCGAGUUCAUUUGGCUCGAUCGGGAUGAGAUUAGUACGAUGGGAUGGUCGUGGGAUAUCCUUACGACAGACUUUGAACGACUGUGGGAGAGGGCAGCGUAAAAAAGAGAGUUGUAGAUGUAGAGAAACAUCCCUGAAGCGGUUCUUUUUGGUUGAGAUGCUUUUAUGGGGACUAGGAUGACGCAGCGCGGGCGAGGCGAGCGUUGUGAAGUAUUGAUGGAGGUGAAACAGUUGUUAAAUCUGUU